Molecule: messenger RNA, 2810 nt
Organism: Tripterygium wilfordii
Lineage: Eukaryota; Viridiplantae; Streptophyta; Magnoliopsida; Celastrales; Celastraceae
Product: YTH domain-containing protein ECT4-like
Exons: 9
Coding region: 206-2194 (662 amino acids)
Biological process (GO): mRNA destabilization
Cellular component (GO): cytoplasm
Molecular function (GO): mRNA binding
Source: RefSeq, a predicted model, not a curated record
CCGCUCGUCUACCAAUAAAACCCUCCUCUAUUCCAAAGCCCAAAACCCUUGGCGGCGGUGCUGCGAAGAGCUUUCGUUCCCUUCUCUCUCUCCAUCCGCUCUAAAACCCCCAAAUUGAUCUGGGGAUAUUUUAGGGUUUUAUUGGACACUCUCUCACCAUCUGCAAGAAAGAUCUGUUUUUGUUUCAAACCCUCUUUGUUUGAACAUGGCUGCUGUUACUCCUUCCGUAGAUCAAACUGCAGAUUUGCUACAGAAUUUGAACUUGGAUUCUCAAACAAAGCCUUCAGAGGUUUCUGACGCCGCUAAGAAGACCUCUGUUUACCAGUAUGGCUCAGCCAAUCUGGGGAAUGUUCCAAAUGGUCAGCCCCAGCAAAGUGUGGAUCCAAAUAUGUGCUACACUCCUAAUGGUUUUGCCCCUACGCCCUAUUUCUAUGGAAGUAAUGACUGGGACAACUAUUUGAGAUAUGCGAAUUCGGAGGGAAUGGAUAUGUCCUCUGCAGUUUAUGGUGACAGUGCUCCUGUUAUGUAUCACAAUGGCUAUGUAUAUCCCACAUAUGGUCCAUACUCUCCCGCAGCUACCCCGAUUCCUACAAUGGGGAAUGAUGGUCAGCUAUAUGGGCCUCAGCACUAUCAAUAUCCUUCUUAUUUCAAUCCAACUACAACCUCUGGGCCAAUAACUUCUAGUUCAGUGGCCCCUCCACAGGAUGCUUUCUCCACCUCCACUGUUGUUGAUCAGAAGGCUUUGUCUGUGGAAACAUCUAAAGGCAAUUCUAAUGGAACUGCAACUAAUGGGGUUGUGAAGGCAAACAAUGGUCCUGUUCCAUUUAAACCAACUCACAAUAACUCAUUGUUCACUCCAAGUAAUGUCAAUGGUGGUGCUUUGCCAGGGGGUAUUCCUGCUUCUGGCUAUCCAGGUCCAAGAUUUGGUUUUGAUGGGCCUCUUACCAGUGCCGGAGUUACUUCCUCAUUCUCGAAAUCAAAGAGUAGUUCUUUCCAGAGAAAGUACAAUCCGAAUUCUCACUACACGGGUUUUCACAACCCUAGUCCAGUGUCUGGCAUGGGUUCAACUCAUGGGCUUAUGAAUGGGAUGUAUCCAAAUGGAUUUUAUGGUCAUUAUGGAGGUGCCUAUAGAUCUGGUAUUGGCUAUGGAUCCACCGGGUAUGGUUCAAGAACAAAUGGACGUGGGUGGCAUGCUGCUGAUGGCAAGUACAGACCCAGGGGACGGGGUUAUGGCUAUGGUGGGUAUGUCAAUGAGAAUGUUGAUGGUUUGAACGAGCUGAAUAGGGGACCUCGGUCAAAGGGACCUAAAAACCAGAGGGAUUUUGAGCCCAGCACAUGUGUUCAAACUGAAUCAUCAGAUGAAACAAGUGUGGAAGAGACAUCCAAGACCAGUGUGCUCCCAGGCUUGGAAGAGUUCAAUAAAGCAAAUUUUGCUGAUGAUUAUGCUGAUGCAAAGUUCUUCAUUAUUAAGUCUUACAGUGAGGAUGAUGUUCACAAGAGCAUCAAGUACAAUGUCUGGGCCAGCACACCGAAUGGAAACAAGAAGCUUGAUGCAUCGUACCGAGAGGCUCAGCAGUUAUCUGGUUGCUGUCCUGUAUUCCUUUUUUUCUCGGUCAAUACUAGUGGACAGUUCGUUGGCCUUGCAGAGAUGGUGGGUCCAGUUGAUUUUGAUAAGAGCGUGGAAUAUUGGCAACAAGACAAGUGGACGGGUUGUUUUCCGGUUAAGUGGCACAUUGUUAAGGAUGUGCCAAACAAUUUACUUAAACAUAUUAUCCUUGAGAACAACGAGAAUAAACCAGUCACCAACAGCAGGGACACUCAAGAGGUCAAGUUGGAGCAUGGGCUUAAAAUGAUCAAGAUAUUCAAAGAUCAUUCGAGUAAAACAUCCAUUUUGGAUGAUUUUGGGUUUUAUGAGGCCCGGCAAAAGAUAAUUCAGGAAAAGAAGGCAAAGCAGCAGCUCCAGAAAGUGUUGUGGGAUGGAAAGCCCAAGGAAGAGAAGAAAGAAGCUGAAAAUGGAUCGCAGCAAGUGUCAUUGGAGGUUGCAUCAGUUUUAACUGAUGAACCCACUUCAUCAAAGCUCCCUACUAGUGAGCAUCAUGAAAAUGGAUUGGCUUCACAAGGUGGCAAUGUCCCCCAAGGUGACAAAUCAGUUGUGUCUGAGAAAAUAGCUAAUGGGAUGUCAAAUGGUUGUUAGGCAUCUGCUGACACAGUGGCAGUCUGGUAUGGUUUGGUUAGAGUUGAUCUUAAAAGUUUUUCCAUACAGAAGUAAUAUGGUUUUAUCAGCUUCGACGAGGCGGCCACAGAGAAGAUCUGCUCUGCUGCUUUGAAGUGUCAGAUAUUUGUAGAGGGAAAGGGUAAUUGUAAGAUUCUUCAGUUGGUAGGGCAUAGGGCUUUUCUAGAAGUCUAGAUCGAAGUAUUGAACCCAUGUUUUUCUGUUUUCAUAGCAGUUGGUUCCUUGUGAGAAUUCAUUCCUCAGGGGGGUAUAGGUUUAGGUUUGUCUGUCAUGGUGUCUUUUGUUUUCCUUUAUUUUUUUUUUCCGGUUCUUUCUUGGUGGUUCGACCAUUUCCUGCAUUGGAAAUUUGGAUAUACUUGGUUGCAAGGCGGCUUUACUUGUAUUAGUAAGAGGGCUGAAGCAAAGGUGGGUGAGAUUUCACAAUAUAGUUGGAAUGAGAUUUAGCUUUUUGCUUUUGCAUCCAUUUCUGCUGCUCUUACUCAAAAUCUUCAUGCUUUAAGAGGACUAUCAUAUGCUGAUGUUGAUCUAAACAUAUGUAAACCAUAUGGGAAAUUUGACUUGUGGUCUUGACCUUCAA